AUGCUCCUCAGCCCAGCCAUCGUGCUAUUCGGCGCUUUAUUCGCUACCUUCCUAGUCCUGCGUUACCUCGCCCAGUUGCACCAUCACCGGAAACUCGCCAAGCAGUUACACUGUCAACCCCCGGCGACCGGCAACUCAGCCUGGUUCGGCAUCCCGGCCUUUCUGCGGCUGAGCAAGGCCGUCCGCGAGAAGAGAUGGAUUGAUUACUUGUGCGAUCAGUUUGAUAUUCAUGGAACGACAUUUACGCAGCGGUUUUUGUCGCGCAAGUUGCUCACCACGAUUGAGCCGGAGAAUGUUAAGGCCAUUCUGGCGACACAAUUCCAAGAUUUCUGUUUGGGAACGAGGCAUGAGCAGUUCUAUCCGUUGCUGGGAGAUGGCAUUUUUACGUUGGAUGGAGCCGGGUGGACUCAUGCGCGAGGGUUGUUGAGGCCGCAGUUCACCAGGGAUCAGGUCGCCGAUCUCUCCAUGCUGGAUGACCAUAUCACCCACCUGAUCAACCUAAUCCCCAACGACCGCAGCAGCUUCGACAUCCAGCGCCUCUUCUUCCUCCUCACCCUCGACUCCGCCACUCAUUUCCUUUUCGGCGAGUCCGUCGGCUGCAUGUCCCCCACGACGACUGGCGUUCUUGAAAAAUCCGCCGUACGCAACGCCCAAGGCUUCGCCGAAGCAUUCACCACCGCACAAGACUACCUCGCCGCGCGAUCACGUGCGCAGGGGUUAUACUGGGUGAUCAACCCCAAGGAGUUCCGCGAAGCGAAUCGCCGGGUACACGAAGUCGUCGAUCACUAUGUGGAUGUUGCGCUAGAGGCGAAGCGGAAUCCGGAUCGCAAGCAAGGUGAUGGUCGGUAUAUCUUCUUAGAAGCUUUGGCAGCCCAAACGGAUGACCCGAAGAUGUUGCGGGAUAACAUGUUGAAUAUCUUGCUUGCUGGUCGUGAUACCACGGCGAGCCUUCUGUCGUCGACCUUCUUCUAUCUUGCGAGGUAUCCUCAGGUAUUUGCGCGACUGCGCAAAGAGAUUGUCGAUGCCUUUGGCGAUAGUAAGGCGAAUGUGGAGAUUACACAGACUAAGCUCAAGGAUAUUCCGUAUCUGCGAUAUGUCUUGAACGAAGUCCUCCGUCUUCAACCCCCGGUUCCUGUCAAUUUCCGCGUCGCGACGAAAGACACGUCCCUCCCCGUUGGAGGAGGUCCGGACCGCAGAUCCCCAGUGUACGUCAGAAAGGGCACACUAGUGGCCUACAACGUCUUCACUAUGCACCGCCGCACCGAUCUUUGGGGCAAAGAUGCUCGCACCUUCCGGCCCGAGCGCUGGGAAGAGAAUGCAAAGCAUGGUUGGGAGUAUCUGCCGUUCAACGGUGGCCCGCGUAUUUGUCUUGGUCAGCAAUACGCCCUGACCGAGGCUAGUUACACCGUCGUCAGACUUUUGCAGCACUUUGAUUGCCUAGAGAAUGCAGACCCAGAUACCCGCCUGGAGCCGAUUAAGAACUCGAAUUUGACGAUGAUGCACGAUCAUGGUGUGCCUGUGAAGCUUUAUGCUUCGCAGUGA
Penicillium brasilianum is the source of this 1542-nucleotide messenger RNA. NCBI's taxonomy places the organism in Eukaryota, Fungi, Ascomycota, Eurotiomycetes, Eurotiales, Aspergillaceae. The record is from the annotation of a GenBank genome assembly.